This is a messenger RNA of Phytophthora sojae, 1419 nucleotides long. RefSeq lists its product as hypothetical. Gene Ontology annotation, biological process: mitotic cell cycle checkpoint signaling; protein ubiquitination; ubiquitin-dependent protein catabolic process. The coding region runs from base 1 to 1419 and encodes 472 amino acids. The record is from RefSeq and is a predicted model, not a curated record. The transcript has a single exon. Gene Ontology annotation, molecular function: metal ion binding; protein binding; ubiquitin-protein transferase activity. Gene Ontology annotation, cellular component: nucleus. NCBI's taxonomy places the organism in Eukaryota, Oomycota, Peronosporomycetes, Peronosporales, Peronosporaceae.
AUGCUGGCAGGGGGCUCGUGGGAGUUCGCGGCCUCCUUCUGCGUGGGCCGCAGUCGCGGCUGCGAGGUGAGCAUCCCCACGUCCGAGGAGACGCGCACCGUGAGCAAGCGCCACGUGGGCAUCGUCCCUCUCACGCAGACGCUGCCGAGCAACCCCGCCCGCUCCGGAGCCGGCAAGCGCCGCUGGCUGCUCUACGACCUGGAGACCACGAACGGCACGGCGGUGAACGGCGUCGACGUCCCGCCGGGAGGCAACCGCGAGCUCCACCACGGCGACGAGGUGGUGCUGGCCUCGACCAUGCGGCAGUGCGUGCGGCUGCUGGUGCAGUUCCCGGACGAAGCGCACUCCCGCAUCGUGAUCAAGGUGUUGGCGCGCUCAGCCACGGGCACGCCGUCGCCCGCGCCGCUGCACCGGCGGACGGCUGUGGUGCCGUCGCCUCGACGCUCGCCCCGACGAGUUGUGAUGACGAACGCGUCGGUAGCUGCUGCAGGUUUCGGGAGGUCGGCGGUGACCAUUGCUGGCAGUCCGGCGCUCACGAGGAAUGGCUGCCGCUCGAGGACCGGAACGCCGAGCAGUGAUGCGAACUUUAUGACCCCGCCGUCGCACAGUCUUCCGCAGAAACGGAGUCGUAGCAGUCCGAGGAGAGGAGAAGUUGAGAACGAGAAUGUGGAGAAGAACAAACAGCAGGACACGCCCAACAGUCAACAGAGGAAACGCUCACGUCGUGGAGGAAUUUUUGAAGCUGAAGCUGCUGCCAUGGAUGGAGACAACGGUAAUGCGGCUAAACGAGCUCAGAAGCAAGAGAAGGAGGAACGCGAGCGGCUAAUGAUGUGCCCCGUGUGUCUGGAGUAUUUUCAUGGUAGUGCGACGCUGCCGUGUUCGCACACGUUCUGCGGGUAUUGCAUCAGCAAUUGGUUCCGUAAUUCGCUGUCGUGUCCGGAGUGCCGCGAUGUUGUGAAGACGGUGCCCGUGCGCAACCGCGCACUGGACGAACUGGUGGAACGCUUGGUAGGACAGACAGAAGCGUACAAGUCUCAUGUGCGUCGUCGGGCACGGAUGCAGAGGCUAUCCAUAGGACCACGGCGAUAUGAACGUGGAGGCAGCGACGGCGAUGAAGAUGCAUCUGAAGGAGCUGCUCGUGGCGUGCGUCAUUUACAUCUUGGUAACAAUGGUGUCCCAGAGCCCAGCAUGCGCUGUAGCGUGUUCACCCGCUGGUCGGUGGAGGAGAAGCUUGCAUUCUCGGCUUAUAUCAAUACCCAAUUCGGCGAGGCGCGUGUGGCAACCUGCAAGAGAGUAGGUCUGACAGAAACCGCGGUGGAUAGGUCCAAUAUGACCGAGCUGCUCAUCGCUGCCCAGAAUCUCCUGUUGGUAGGUGACGAGUGCUGUCAACGGCUCAAGAUUUUCCUGUUUUUUGGCUGA